GAGCUUUCAGUCCCGGAUUGGCUGUUGCUGGGUAAUGUUUCGAAUUCUAUACACGCCGUGGCAUCGCGUACGUUCCGUCGAGCAUUAGCACACUCAUCCUGCUGUUGCGGUUAUAGCACCACUCAAAACUGCUUCCUAACCAACUCUAACCUAAUAAAUACUACAAAGAAAGUAACUAAGAAACUGCUCGCAGCUUAAAGAAAAUGUGCAAACGUAGAGUUUAAUUUAUGAGUGCUGAUUUGUGGCCGCAGUGGCACUUCAAUGCAAUUGAAUAAUAUUCGAAUUGUGCAAUUGUUUCGCGACGCGUUGCGCCUCCCACUCCCCGCCCUCCCUUACAAGCUGCAUAAUCUUCCUCGCCACCGCGCUCUAUUUUUGCGCUUUCUGCUUUCCGAACCGCAAUACAAUAAAAUAACAACAGCAACAACUUAAAUAAAAUAAAAAUUAAAAUAAAGAAAUAAUACGAAGGAAAGUGCUAAAGCAAAAACAAAAGGGCAGGAAACAAAAGAAAAAACACAACAAAAGAAACGCCGACGAAAGGAAGCAGCAAAGAAAGCCAAGCAAAGCAAACAAACAAACAAACAAUAUACUGGUGUUGUAUAUUAGUGUGCGUGGAAGCAGAGUUGCGGGCGCACGCCGACGCUCCCACUCCCCACUUGACAGCCUUGCGGUCGGCGCUUCGCUUACGUCGUCUUUUAAAGUACGUGUGCGCAUGUGUUGUUGUUGUUGUGCACGUACAUAUACGUGCGUGAGCGUGAGUCCGAUUUCCUGCGCGUUUGUGUGUGCGCGCGUUGUGUUUGCGUUGCGGUACGCGUGUGUGUGCCACUGUGUUAGUAACGGUGAUUCAACUGUGAAGCGUGACAACGAAUAUGAUUAAAAUUACACGUAAGCGGUUAAAGGCAACGCAAACGUACGUAACGAGUUGAAUUGAGUUGAGUUGAGCGUGAGUCAAAUUGCACGGCAUUGCUCGCGGCACACACGGAAAGUGGCGUUAGUGUGUGUAAUUGUAUACAUAUGUGUUGGCAACGGUGGUGCACAAAGAAACUGUUAUAAGGCAACACAUUAUAGCGCCAACGUUAAGGAUAGCCUAGUUCUUCUAUGAUAGCGCUUAACAAACAACAAAGUGAACUUCCACUUCCCUUUUUCGAUGUCCGCAAAAACCACGAAGAGGACUACACAUAAAUGAUGCCCUGGAUAAAUAAAUUGAAGAAAACCACUUUCAAAAAUCAACUAAGUAAAAAGUGCUUCUCAGCUUUGGUGCUUCCUUCCACAACGUUGUCUUCGAAAUUACAACUUCCGCUGGCAAUGCAAUUACGAGUAUUUUACUGCUGUUGAAUUGAAAGCUUCCUGCCAAUCUUAGAGAUAAAUUGCAAUGCAUGCUAAUGUCACAUCAGAUCGUGGUGGUGGCGGCGGUUCAUGGCGUCUGCCACCUGAUGAAACACUACAAGUACAAGAUCCCAAACAGAAAAAUGAUGAUUUAGAUUUGGACGAAGGUCACAAUUGGCGUAGUAUCAUAUUUUCACUGUUAGUUAUUAGUUUUGUAAUAGCCGGAAUUAUAACCGCAAUAUAUCUAUUAGGUUAUGUUGAUGAAUUGCUGUAUUGGUCGGGUCGCCGCAUGAUACUCGACGAGUAUCUGCAAGGCGAUUUGACGCCCACACGUCUACAACCCGCUUGGGUUACGACGCGUAAGUAUGUCUUCCAGUCGGACGACGGCGGACUGGCCAUAUUGGAUACGACCAGCAAUUCGGUUAGCACGCUCGUUACGAAUCACACGCUGCGGCAGUUAAAUGUACGCGGCUAUCAGUGCUCACACGAUCUGCGAUAUGUUCUAUUUAGACAUAAUGUUAAGAAGAUUUUUCAAAAAUCCUUUACCGCAUUUUAUACAAUUUACGACGUUGAAAACGAUCACCAUAUGCCUGUGAAACUAAAGGAUUCACCGAAAGUGCAGCGUACGCGUCUACAAUAUGCCGCUUGGCUAGGCAACACUACCUCGUUGGUCAUCGUUGCCGACAACGAUAUUUAUCUACGACAAUCACCAACUGACGAGGAGGACAUCCGAAUCACAAAUACAGGGUAUGAAAAUUACAUUUACAAUGGCGUGCCAGAUUGGCUCUAUCAAGAGGAAAUUUUCGAAAAACCCGAAGCGAUAUGGGCAUCACAAGACGGUACACACUUUAUGUAUGCCUCCUUCAAUGACAGCAAAGUGAAUAUGAUGACAUACCCGUGGUUGGCGUCAGGCAGUAUUAUCGCUGGUAGCAGUAUGUCACCGGAAACGUCAUUUCCUGAAACCAGAAAUGUGCGUUAUCCCAUACCCGGCUCCCCGAAUCCCGAGGUCACACUUUGGGUAGUAGAUGCUAGUAAUUUAACCGACAUACAAUAUUUUAUUUUGAAACCACCCCCUUCCUUGGAUGACCAAGAAUUUUAUAUAACAUCGGCUGGCUGGAUCUCAGAACUAAAUCAUCAAGUUUCUGUUGUCUACAUGACACGCUCCCAAAAUUAUAGUAUAAUCGCCACUUGUUUAGCGGAUACAAAUUGGACUUGUGUCGAGAUACACUCCGAGCGUGCUCCCGAAGAUGAGUGGCUCGAUAUACUUCCGCAUCCUGUUUUCGCGCCCGAUGGCAAUAGUUUUCUAAUAUUGGCGAGUAUACAAGAAUUCGGUAAUGAGCAUUUCACACACAUCAAACACGUCACAAUGACACAACAACGUAUUGCCGUCAUAUCGCAUGGCCGCUAUGAGGUGCUAAAAAUUCUUUGCUGGGACACUGUCAAUCAUUUAGUGUAUUACCUGGGUACACAAGACAAAAAGCCCGGCCAGCGGCAUUUAUACAUGGUGAAAGAUCCGGUCAACGAUGAGAGUAGAAAAACUGAGCCACAGUGCAUUACUUGCGAUUUAGGCGAGGCGCUUUGGAGCAGCCGCUACUACUAUGUGAAUUGUUCUCAUUUCGAUGCCUUCAUGACACCAGUGUCUUCCAUAGCAACUCAAUAUGGUAUUGAAUUUUACAUAUUGGAAUGUCAGGGACCCGGCCUGCCGGUCUCGGGUGUGCAUAUGCAGAAAUCGCAUAGUUUGGUGAAAAUACUUUAUGACACCCGUCCGUUCUUUACGGAGCGUCUGCAAAAGCUGGCGCUACCAACACAACGUUCAUUCGAGAUACCAUUGCCACAUGGGAGUCGGGCACAAGUGCAAUUACUUCUACCGCCUAGUUGGCGUGAAGAGCUUAGGGAUGCCGCCUUUCCUGUGGUGGUCGAAGUCAAUGGCCGCCCAGGUUCCGAGUCUGUUUCGGAGAAAUUUCAAAUAGACUGGGGCACCUAUAUGUCAUCGCGUAACGAUGUCAUUUACAUACGCUUAGAUGUUCGUGGCGCGAAGGGCCAAAGUAAAAAGCAACUGUACCGACACUUGGGCGGCGUCGAAGUACAGGAUCAGAUUUCUGUUUUAAGAUAUCUUUUGGAUACAAUUAGUUUUUUAGAUGAAACGCGUGUGGGUAUUUGGGGUUGGGGCUAUGGAGGUUACGUAACUUCAAUGGUGCUCGGCACACAACAGGAUGUGUAUAAAUGUGGCAUAGCCAUAUCGCCAAUCGCCGACUGGCUCUACUACAAUUCAGCUUUCACAGAACGCAUAUUAGGCAUGCCGGCGGAGAACUACAAAGGCUAUGUCGAAGCCGAUGCAACGCAGCGUGCGCGUCUCAUCAAAUCACACUCAUUCUUCCUAAUACACGGCCUAGCCGAUUCAACUGCACCCUAUAUACAUGGCAUACAGUUGGCCAAAUCGCUAACGGACGCCAACAUCUUGUACAGAUAUCAGACAUACGCGGAUGAAGGUCACGAACUCUCCGGAGUGCUCGAACAUGUCUAUCUCUCAAUGGAGCACUACUUUGCCGAUUGCUUAAGUUUAGAUCCGGACGAUACGAAACCCGAUCUAGAUCAGAAAAUAGUGCCAGCUGAAUAGAGAGCAAGAGAAAGAGAAAUAUAGGGAGUGAUAGAGAGAUAUAAAGAGUGAAAGAGAGAAUUGAAGGAGGAGAGAGAAUAGCAUACAGCUUCCAAGACAAGCAAAAGAUAUUAAAACUAGUAACUAAGCGCGAUUUAGUGAUUUAAAGAAUAAUUAAUUCUAGGCAAAUAUUACAAUUAAGCACAAGUGCAUUAAGAAAGAGAUACAAAGUGAAAUGUAAAAUGGUCUAGCAUAAGUAAGCAAAGCAGCAAGGCAACAAGCAGUAGACAUCAAACAUACAUACAUACAUACAUAUUCAAGCAUAAGAUUAGGAUAAAGCAAAACAGAAAAAGAAACAGUUAUAAUACUGAAAUAUUCUUCAAUAUUAUAAAGGCGUAUAAAAAAGGAAACAAUUACAAAAAAAACCACAACAACAAAGGAUAUUAAAUUAAAUUUGCGAUUCAUGCGGCAUUUAUCUUUCAACUAGUUGCACUUUACGUAAGCGUAUUUAAGCGUACAAGUCAACAUUUAGUCUGUAUGUAUGUAAGUAAAAAAUUAGCGUUGCCAGCCGAAGUAUUUGUAAAUGAAUUAUAAUCUUUUUUUUCGAAAAUUUGGUUGCUCACUUGCAUAGUAGCCAAAGCAAAAUGAAAAAAUACAAGUCAGAUUGUAUUAUAGUUAGUUAGGUAAAUGCAAUUUAACAAGAAAAAACAAAAACAAUAAAACGUAGAAGUAGUACACGUAUGGUAAAGUAAAUGGCGCGAAAAUAUAAAAUAAUUUCAAAUAAUUAUAAGUAACACAAAUAUAUAAGUAAAUAACGAUUUUGCAAGCGAGUGACAAAAGCACGCUCGGAUUGAAAACGCUUUACCAUUAUGUAUGUAAAAUGUCUGGCAACAACUCAGCAGUGAAAAAUAUGUUCUAUUUUGUUUGUGUUUGAUAUUUCAAAAGAAUUUCGUAAUUAUUAUUAUGAGCAAAAAACAGUAAGACUUUGUCAUAAUUUUAAAGUUAUUAAUUUAUUCUUCAAAAUCUAUGUCGUUAUACUCAAAAAAUCCUAUUUGGUCCCAUGGCACUUCUGACAUUUUUUUUCAAAUUCUCGAAACAGUUUUCGGAAUAGCUUUCAAUGCGCGCAGCGUUUCACGUUUAAUGUCUUCAAUUGACUCAAAACGGUUUUCCCGGAGCGGUCGAAGCUAAAUCAAGCGUAUACAGUGAUUGCGGCAUGGUAUUGGUUGAAAAUUUGGUGAAACACUUACGAAAAAUCAAUGCAGUAUGCGACGGCUCAUAAUUCCGUCCCCUUCUUACGCAUAGCUCCUCACAAACAACGCAUAACACUCAAAUAGUAUUCCUAGUUGACAGUUUGGCCGGUUGGAUGGAAUUCGGAAUGCACCACACCACGAUAAUCGAAAAAAACUGCCAACAUAGCCUUGAUUGUCCUGCUUUGAGAUGUUUUUUUUUGGCUUCGGCUCACCUUUGCCACUAUAUUUCACCGAUUGAUCGUCUGUUCCCGGGUUGUAGGCAUAGAUCUAAGACAUACCAUCAGUCGUAUUAUCUUGGUAGUUGGAAAGUAUUGUUUCUAACGUUUGUGACGCGACACUGUUUUACGAAAUAAUUGAGUGAUUGUGCAACCAAUCGCUCUUUCUUUUUUUUAGGCCCAAAUGAACUUUAUAAAUGGUUUUCACUAAUCUUUUCAAUAUUUCAACGAUGUCAGUAAGACCUCUGACUGUUAAUUGUUAUUUCUCAAGCAUUAAUUUCUUUAUUUUAUUGGCGUAUUGAUUAUCAAUUGAAGUUGAUGGCCAUCAUGGAUGUAGUUAAACGUCAACGCGUUCUCGUCUCUCUUUCUAUAGUGUCUACCAAUCAAAAAAACUUACUCGCGACAAACAAUAAUCACCAAAAUUUUGAACGCUUCGGCUCUAGAAAUUUGGUUCUGCACUUAAAUUUUAUGGAACUUCUUUGUUGAACAGUUUCAGUCAUCGUAAAAACCGGCUAAUGCACUUUAUGUACUAAAGGUAAGCGUAAACUAAACAUUAAUGAAUAUUUUCAUGUGACAUUUGGCAUAGUCACUCACAGUCUUAGCGACCUAGAAAAAAAAUAUUUCGACGGAUGGGAUUUUUCACGAAAUUUAAAUUAAAAAGUCUUACAAUUUUUUGGCCCACAGGCUUACACAAUUUAUUAUUUCAGCGAGUGUUCUUUUGCCACUAGCCUACAAAAUCACAAAGCCAAUGUAAAUAUACUCGUAAUCUUCAUAAAUGUAAAUACCCAAGCAAAUAACAUGACAAUUAUGCACAAAUACAGCAACGAGACAACGCAUAAUUAGAACGAACUUAAUUUAUAGGGAAAUCAGAGUAAAACAUUCACAAAUACACAAAAAUAAUAAAAAUUAUUAAUAUUAUUAAUUUUUUAAAGAAAUAUGUAUACAUAGUUAUAAUUUUAAUUAUGCAAAAAAUCAAAAUAUUGAACGUAGCAAUAAUUUUGGACACCAUUUAAAACAACACAUGUACGAAUUACACACUGAAGGCACACAUCGAUUAAGUAACCGGUUGGUUAGCCAAUUGCGCUACGAGUGUUUCAUAAUAAAGUUGCUAUGACUUUCUUAAGCCCUAAUUGACAUUUCUAAUUGAAACUUUUUGCGUACGCAAACUACCUAUCAGCUAAAUUGCCAGUUAGUUACCCGAUAGUUUCUAAUUGAAACUUUAGGAUAUGCAAGCUACCUAUUAGUUAAAUUGUCAGUUAACUACCCAACAGUUUAUAAGAUAUACUUGACAAAUAGGUCAAACCACGUCAAGUGGUCCCUGAAAAUUUCGCUAAAUCACCGAUUUUGAAAAUGAGCUCUUCAUUAGGUGAGGGACCAAAUGCAUACCCCAUCAUAUAAAUAUUUCUUUAACAUAACUUUUGAAAAAUUCCAAAAAAACGUGACAAAAAGUGUAAAACAUUUAUUAUGUGACCUACCUUCUCAUUCUAUAGUCUAUGACAACGGAAUUUUGUUUCUGUAAUUAUUAAAUAUUUGAGGAUGAUGUUCUUAUAAAAUUAUUUAGUAUUCGUCAUCCAAGAUUCGUUCGGUUCUCGGCCCUAAAACACAUACCUAUUUGACUAAGUAUUCCGAAAUCCUUGUAUAUAUUGGAAAACCACAAAUUUAUUCGUUCUAAUAUUAAAAAAAUUAAUAAAUAAACAACGCGAUAAAUCGUAUAAACUCAUACAUACAUACAUCGAUAGUUCCAAAUUGCAUUAACAUAUCAUUCUGUGUAAAAAUAAAAUUAUCGCAUUAAUUAAAAUGUAUAUUUCAAGUACUCUCACAUUAAGUAUAAUUAAAGCAUUGUUAUAUAUGAAAAUUAAUACAAAAGCACUCAUGCAUACUUACGUAAAUCGCCGUAUUAUAUAGUCGUACAUACUAUAGUGAAUAAUAUAAAGACGUGCUGUGGAGAGUUUUAAAUAUAUAUAGAAAUAUAUGAAUUAGUAUAGAAUAUAUAAUAUAGUAUAUAUAUAGUUUUAUAAGUAUCUAGAUACGUAUACAUAUGCUUCCAAAUUCAUAGUUCUGUUCAAAAUAUUUUAGUGAAAGAUUUGUGGAGGACUAGUAUUAACUAUAACAAGCUAAUAAUAGUCCACAAAGGGGUCAAAUCAAAGAGCAAUAUCUCAUGAGAGGUAUUAAAAUCAAAGAACUAAUGUUUUUUUAUUGUCAUUUCAUUUAAAAUAAUUAUUAUAUGCAUAUGUAUUUAUUUCUAUAUACAUAUUGCUGUGGUCGAACUUCGAACGUCGAAAGCUAUAUAUAAAAAGGAAUCAGGAGCGGGCUUCUUUUGAAGUGGCUAUACGUAGAACCAACACUAUGUCUUUUAGUUCUCCCAAAUGUGAAUACCCUGUACUUACUUUGAAUAUUGAAGCUGGAACGAAGUAAUCUUGUACCUACCCUUAACAUACGGUCCUCAGAAAGUUAGAAAUGAGGAUUCGGCAGAAUGCAGACGAUGAUCGGAGGAUGGUUAGACGCUAAACAUUAUCUAUGCGUAUGUCCAGUCUUCAGUCGGAUUAGACGUAAAGUAUAUUCCAAGCUCCCAAUACUCUAACUUCAAAGACCUUGAACAACUGGAGUGGAAAAAAUUCACUGAGUUGUUGAAUAAAGCUUAAUUUGGUAACUACAUAGAUGUAAAAUGGGUUUAAUGAUAAUACUUAAUAAGAAUGUAACUGAUUUUACCAACAUUCUAGGUAGAUUGGUCAACUUCUUGAAGUUGAGGACUUGAAGGUUACAUUUAAAUAGAAGCUUAAUUGAAUUGGUAUUGUUUACUGGAAUAUCGGUAAGUCCGUAACUCCGAUGUUCCAAGGAUAUUUGCUUUUAUUUCAGAAUUAUAUGUAAGUUACUCUUUAAUCUAACAACCCACUCGAAUUUUAUCAUAAAGUAGUUGUUUUUUUGGAAUUGCAUUGACCUAUGCUUAUCUCUUCAAUAACACACCUCGAAAUAGGAGCAAAAAAUAUUGUGACAAACUAUGGCAUAAAAAGGUAUCAGAUAGUUGAAAACGGGAAAUUUAAAGUCUCAUCUGUGAGCUCUCCAGUAGUAAGAGGUUUGUAUAAGCAUCCUACUUCUUUAUAUACAUAUAUAUUUUGGGUACUAUCCUGUUAAAAUUGAAGACCCAACUUAAACAUCGGGGUCAGAGUACUUUUUUUUAUCUUUCCUGGUAAUAUUGUUGAAGACACUAGAUUUGAAACUUACGCUAAAAUUCGCCAAACUCUAAAAACAAUAUGUUAUUUUAUUUUAGUAAACCAUGUCUAAUUAUUUCUGGUUUAAAAAACGAAGUAUAGUAUAGGCUCCAGAGCCGAAGAAAACUGUAAAGUUUAACUAAACUUCAUCAAAAGUGAAAACUAAAAUUUAUAUAAAUUUCUAUGGUUAUGAAUAAAAUUUUCGGAGAAAAUGUAUGCAAAAAAGUAUAAAAUUUAAAACUAUGAAAAAAAAUUAUGAGAAAACCACGAUUAUAGUCGAGUAAAGAUAUCUAAGCUUAACGGAACGAACCGAACGGCUGCAGCGUUGCAUGCUUGGGUGCUUCAUUUAGAUAAGUAUUAUUUGAAUUAUUUAAGCUAAAUGCAGCAGAAACUUCCAAUAAUUAAUAAUAUAAUAAUAAAAUUUGCUAAGUAUUUACAAAUCAAUAACGGUAAUGUGUCUACGCACACGAAUAUGUACCUAAAUCAUUUAUGCUUAACUCAAACGUUCAUUUUAAGUGUUUAACAGUAAUAAAUUAUAUAUUUACGAUUUAUAAUUAUAAAUAUAUAUAUAUAUAUAUUAGCUGUGUAUAUUUUGGAAUUUAGGUGUACAUAUAUGUAUAUUUAUGAGUGUGUAAAUUAGAGUUAAUUUACAAAUAAUUUGCGUGCGAAUUUAACGUACAAUCAUAGUUGAAGUUCCAUGUAAUUGUAUCCAUGUACCUUUGUAAGUAUAUAUGUACUAUAUGAACGGUUAAUUUGAAUUUUUGUCUAAAAUGAUUUUCAAAGUCUUCCUAAAAUGAAUUAUUAAAUAAGACGGAAAUUAAUUACCACCAAAAAAUACGAGCUUCUUCCGCUAGUGUUCUAAAAUAUUUUAAUUAACCAAAUAUUUUCAAAUAGCACUGUCUGCUUAAACCCAAUUAUAAUUUAUAAAUACUGUCAAACUGCAGUGAUUUGAAAAACUUGAAAUCAAAAACAUAAUAAAAUAAUGUCUGCGGAGACGCUCACACAAGACAAAAUCAAGUAAACGUGGUUCUUGAAAUUUCCCAAGAAUCGACAAAAAACAUUUUAGUUUAUUAUUGAGUUCGCACCAAGUUAGGUUAUGUUAACUCCUUUCUGCAAGCAAAAAAAUCCAAGUGUGGAUCAAAAGAUGUUAAUGUAUCGACGUAGUAUUUUGAGGCAAAUUUGCGAAGGCGGUUAAGGAGUUUUAUACAUUUGAUCUUUUGAAGUUUUAAAAAUUGUUCAUUUACAGUAUUUAAGGUACUUCAUAACCUUACCUAAUAAUUGCCGAUUAAUUUUGAAAAAUUUGUGAUUCCCUUGAUAUCGCCGUUGAUCUCCAGGAAGACCUCCGAAAAAAUAUGUCUGGCGUUGAGAAUAAUUUUACUGCAAAAAUUAUCUCGAAUCUACAAACCGAAACAAAAACAAGUAAAGCAGGGCUAAGUUCGGGUUCAACCGAACACCUAUACUCUUGCAACUUGUCAGAAGAUACCUUAGGAGCUCACAUACCAUCACCAAUCCAAUGUAUUAAACUUACCCGGACGUUGUAUGUUAGUUAUUUGAGAGGCAGGUCAAGUUUUCGCCCAAUUUUAUCCAUUUUAGCCAUAAAUAUGCAUGCUUUCUCAUUUUCAUUCAAAUAACUCACAUGUUAUAUCAGGAAAAUGCGGUAUAAAGUCACCUGGAAGUUUGAGAAUCGUUGUACAUAUUAGAUAUAUGGGAGCUAAGGGCAAUAUUGACACGAUUAAUUUCUAAAAAUGGGCAGUGUCAUGCCUAUCGUCCAAUUUUUACUCAGAAUUUCUACGAGCCUCUUAUUCUCGAGGGUAAAAUUUUAGUAGUUUUCAGCAGUACCGUUAUAUGGGGAGUGGGCAGGGUUUUCAUCCGAUUUCAUUCAUUUUCACACUGUAGGUAAAAGUUCUUACAUGCGAUCCUCAAUGCCAAAAUAACUAAGUGCUUAGUUAUGUGGGCAUGGCAGUGAUUCGAUUACACCCAUCUGCGAACUCCAAGAUAUCUCAAUUUUACUCAAGUUAUAGCUUGCAGGAAUGGUGGAUAGACACAGUCACUCCGAUUUCAACUCGUCUCUUCAUCCUGAUCUUUUAGAUAUGUACGAGUAAAUAACCCAAUAUCUAAGUCGAUUAGCUUUAGGUGAUACAUACAACAAAACUAAUAUACUUUGUAGCAACAUGUUACAAGUGUAUAAAAACCUUUUUCGUUCAAUCAUUACCUAAAAAAAGUAUAUAUGUACAUAUAUACAAGAAGAACGUAUUAGAAUUUCAAGUCGAUAGGUCCAGCCCUUCCGGAGCAAUUUUUUCCCAAACUCUGACGUUAAAUAAUUCUCAAAAAGAUCAUGAUAUCUCCGAACUAUUUGCCGGGCCAACUUUAACAUUUCAGAGAGUAUUCUCCAUUAGAAGUGCGUUUGUUACAAAUGCAUUAAAAAUUAGAUUUUUAGAAUUUUAGAAGGGACACCAGCCAACCAGUUCACCGAAGUUAUGAUAUACAAUAUGUUAUAAGAUGUGUCUAGUGAAGAUCAGAGAGGAGAAAGUUUCCACCUUGCUUUUCUCCAAACAAUGUUGACCAUUGCCGUAAAUUUCUAUCCUAUUUUGCUAUACUACAAGAGAACAUAAGAGUUCUGACUCAUUCAUAGUAUAACGAAAUUGUCACAAGAGUUUCCUUUGUAAGAUGCUUAUGAGUUUUUCAGUUUAGGAGAUCUCCGUAUACAAGUCUUAAAAGGAAGUUGCUCGAUACUUCUUGAUUAAGUUGGAAUGCAAAGUCAGUGAGACCCAGGUUCGUAUUGCCUCACUGCAAUCAGAGUAAAUGCUCACCUUGCUUAAGGAACUGCACAUCGUAGUAGUACUACUAUGUAAUCGACAGCCACCUAUGUGUGAAAGACAUUACAGGGACCUUAACAGAAGAUUGAUGAAAACAGAAUACCACCAGGGGUAUGCUUGUCAACCUUUGGACCUCUUGUGUGCUCCGAAAAUAUUGGUUAACAACCAGUACUUGUGCGAAUGCGAAAUCACAUU
This is a messenger RNA of Bactrocera dorsalis (oriental fruit fly), 11604 nucleotides long. Its product is annotated as dipeptidyl peptidase 4. The transcript is spliced from 14 exons. Gene Ontology annotation, molecular function: serine-type peptidase activity; dipeptidyl-peptidase activity. The record is from RefSeq and is a predicted model, not a curated record. Gene Ontology annotation, biological process: proteolysis. The coding region runs from base 1370 to 3940 and encodes 856 amino acids. Lineage: Eukaryota; Metazoa; Arthropoda; Insecta; Diptera; Tephritidae.